AUGACUGAAGGAAAAUAUGCAAGAAUCCCUUCUUCCCUUAAACCGGCUGGAACGCACAGUUCUGAGCUAUUAAAGAUCGAAAGACAAAAAGCAAGCUUUGAUAGCGAUCAAAUGAGCGUAUAUUUGCAUGGCAAAGAUCAAUUGGACAAAGAAGCAGAAUUGGUAAACAUUCUCGAGAAUGAUCCUUCAGGCGCAUUUGAUAAGUCAAAGUGGAAUUAUAUGGGCAGAGCAGACAAAUUCCGUCAUGCUUUAAAGAAAGAUAAACGUUUAUCACAAUUGGCAAGAGAACACGAUUGGGAUAGGGAAACAACCAUCAGGGCUGAGGCACUGUGCGACUUACCCGGUCCAUUUGGAUUGCAUAGAAGUAUGUUCAUCAGCACAAUCGAGAACAUGGGUACAGACGAGCAAAAGGAAAAGUGGCUGGGACCUGCAUUGCGUUAUGAAAUCAUUGGAUGUUAUGCACAAACAGAACUUGGACAUGGCUCCAACGUACAAGGACUGGAAACGUUGGCAGUGUAUGACGAGGAAAAACAAGAAUACGAUCUGCACUCGCCAACAAUGACUGCAUCGAAAUGGUGGAUUGGUGGUUUGGGAAGAACCGCCACUCACGCAGUUGUGAUGGCACAACUGGUACUCAAGGGCAAGAGAGUUGGUCCUCAUCCCUUCAUUGUCCCAAUUCGUGAUCCUGUCACUCGUGAACCUUUGCCAGGCGUCUAUGUCGGUGAUAUUGGACCAAAAGCAGGGUACAAUACAACCGACAACGGAUAUAUGCUCUUCGAUCACGUAAAGAUACCUCACCUGAAUCAACUCUCCCGCUUUGCAAAAGUUGACCCAGAGACAGCUCAGUACACUCCACCCCAAAAUUCUGCUUUGACCUAUGGUACAAUGACUUGGGUUCGUGCAGGUAUCGUUCGUAAUGCAAGGACAGUUUUGAUGCGUUCAGUGACUGUUGCCGUUCGCUACUGUGCUAUUCGUCGUCAAUUCGCUGAUCGUGAUGCACCCAAAUUUGAAGGCAGUAAACCAAUCGAAACGCAAGUUCUUGAUUACACUAUGGUGCAAGCACGUAUUUUCCCCAUUUUGGCCAAAGCCUUUGCAUUCCACUAUACUGCCAAGUACAUGUAUGAGCUGUACGAAGCCAACAUGGAAUGCAUCAACAAGGGCGAUUUAGGCUUGCUAGCUGAAACUCAUGCAAGUUCAUCCGGUCUCAAAGCCUUGUGCACGAUUGAAGCAGCAGAUGCGAUUGAAGUUUGCCGACGUGCUUGUGGUGGACAUGGUUAUAGUGCCGCUUGUGGAUUGCCAACGUUUUACAACGAUUUCUUGCCUCAAGUGACAUGGGAAGGUGAUUCAUACAUGUUGUCCCAACAAACAUCUCGUUUCUUACUCAAACAGAUGCGUGCUUUGAACAAGAACCCGGAUGAUAUGCCUAAAUCCUUCAUUGCUGACUAUAUGCGUCAUUACAAAAAGAACAAAGGAUUUAAGAGUGAUGUUCAAUUUUCUGGUGAUUUGUACGAUCCAAUGUGGUUCGUAAAGGCAUUCGGAUACCGUGCUGCUUGGUUGGUGGAACAAACAUUGGAACUACGUGAUGGUCCUGCUAAACGAUCAUGGAAUUCCAUUUUGCCCGAGUUGUACAGAUGUUCAAAAGCACAUUCUCAAGCAUUGGUCAUCUACAACUUUGCUAUGGCCAUCUUGCACGAUGAAGAUUUGAAUUCCAAGCCUGCUUUGCGAACGGUGAUGCAACAAUUGUUCUUGCUGUAUGCCAUUCACACAAUGGAAUCUGAAGCUGCCGAAUUCUUAUCAUGCGGAUACUUACAGCCCAAUCAAUAUCGAUUGUUGAGCAAUAAAACUCAAGAGUUGUUUGCCGUUAUCCGUCCUCAAGCUGUUCCUUUGGUCGACUCGUUUGCCAUCAGUGACUUUUUGUUGAAUUCCACUUUGGGUGCCCGAGAUGGAAAUGUGUACGAAGGUUUAUUCAAACAUGCACUUGAUGAACCGCUAAACAGUACAAGAUGGAACGUUGAUAUCAACGAUUUGGAAACUCUUGACAUGGACGAAAAUGCAUCAAUACCCCGUGCAAAACUUUGA
This is a messenger RNA of Meira miltonrushii, 2079 nucleotides long. Its product is annotated as putative acyl-CoA oxidase. Bases 1 to 2079 code for a protein of 692 amino acids. Gene Ontology annotation, cellular component: peroxisome. The record is from RefSeq and is a predicted model, not a curated record. The transcript has a single exon. NCBI's taxonomy places the organism in Eukaryota, Fungi, Basidiomycota, Exobasidiomycetes, Exobasidiales, Brachybasidiaceae. Gene Ontology annotation, biological process: lipid homeostasis; fatty acid beta-oxidation using acyl-CoA oxidase. Gene Ontology annotation, molecular function: acyl-CoA oxidase activity; fatty acid binding; FAD binding.